ACUUCAGAGGUGCUAGUAACAGGAGCAUCUGGAUACCUGGCUAGUCAUGUUGUUAAGAUUCUUCUUCAAGACGGCUAUUCAGUAAGGGGCACUGUGAGAAGUUUGAAGAACCCCCAAAAGGUAGAGCCACUGAGAGAUAUUGAGAGGGCUUGCCCAGGUUGUCAGCCAUUGGAUUUGGUUGAGGCUGACCUCCUGAAUGCUGAAUCUAUCAAUAGAGCUGUCGAAAGCUGCGAGUAUGUAAUUCAUGUGGCCAGUCCGUUCCCGGUGGCCGAGCCCAAAUCAGAGUCAGAGUUAGUGAAACCAGCAGUCGAGGGAACGAUGAGUGUGCUGCAGGCAUGUCGUCGUCACGGUGUCCGCAGAUUGGUGCUCACUAGCUCCAUUGUCUCUGUCAUUGGUGAUUUCGCCACAUUUCCGGCAAACAAAGUAGUGACAGAAGAAUGUUGGGGCUCUCCCGACGUCAAGGAUGCUUAUUUCAAAAGUAAAAUCCUCGCCGAGAAAACUGCCUGGGACUUUGUGAACAAUCUACAUGAUACAGAUAAGUUUGAACUAGCAGUCAUCAAUCCUGGCCUGAUACAAGGACCGCCAUUGUGUGGUGGAGAUGCCACCAGUUUUGAGAAAAUGUUGGAAAGGGAGAUGCCUAUAUUGCCGAAGUUUAACGUGUGUGUUUGUGACGUGCGUGAUGUGGCCCUAGCGCACGUGAGGGCUUUAACUGUUCCUGAAGCUGCAGGUCACCGUCAUAUCAUAUCUACUGGCUCCUAUUGGCUGAGAGAUUUGGCUAUCAUUUUGAGGGAGGAGUUUUAUAAAUAUGGUUACAACGUUCCGACAACAAACAGUCCAAAUUUUCUAAUGUGGAUGGCCUCUUUCUUCGAUAAGGUGGUCAGUAGAUUGCUGCCCAUGUUGGAUAAGUACAUGGAUGUCAAUAAUGAUAGGAUGGUGAAAGUUCUAGGGGUGAAACCUACCCCCAUAAAGCAGACGAUGGUCGAGAUGGGGCACGCCCUCAUACAGAAAGGCUUCAUAAGGAAGACAUCAAAGUAUGACCCAAGACCCCAAUCAAAAUUGUGA
This is a messenger RNA of Helobdella robusta, 1062 nucleotides long. RefSeq lists its product as hypothetical. The record is from RefSeq and is a predicted model, not a curated record. The transcript is spliced from 8 exons. Lineage: Eukaryota; Metazoa; Annelida; Clitellata; Rhynchobdellida; Glossiphoniidae. The annotation marks the transcript as partial. Gene Ontology annotation, molecular function: oxidoreductase activity, acting on the CH-OH group of donors, NAD or NADP as acceptor.